This is a messenger RNA of Oncorhynchus keta (chum salmon), 14829 nucleotides long. Its product is annotated as helicase SRCAP-like. NCBI's taxonomy places the organism in Eukaryota, Metazoa, Chordata, Actinopteri, Salmoniformes, Salmonidae. The transcript is spliced from 32 exons. Gene Ontology annotation, cellular component: Swr1 complex. Gene Ontology annotation, molecular function: DNA binding; ATP hydrolysis activity; ATP-dependent chromatin remodeler activity. The record is from RefSeq and is a predicted model, not a curated record. The coding region runs from base 589 to 13287 and encodes 4232 amino acids.
GCGAGAUAAUACUUUCUUCUGCACUUUGUCAGCAGUGGUUCUCCACCAUUUCGCUGCGUCUAAAAGUCUCCUCCCCGCAACCACUAGAACCCGCUCUCUUUCAGUCCGUAUUAUAACUUCUUCCCACGGACCUACUCCUACCUCGUUGGGUACCGAGAGGCAGUUUAGAAUACUAUCAUCACGGAUUGAGUACGAUUUUAUCCGGAUGACGACUCCAUCAACAAGAAUUUUGUAAAAGAAAACUGGUCGGAAAUUUCAGAAUAUGUGGACAGGACCUUAAUCAGCAUCCUGGAAGUGGAAAGCACGGAAGCGCUGUGUCCCACACCACAGACAGGUGCAGUGUGUAGCCGGAGCAGCACAGAGGGAGGAAGCUCUGGGGAGGAGGAGGUGCAGCAGCGCACCCCUCCGGCUGUGGAUGUGCUGGGUGACAACCCCCAGGCUGCGCAAAAUGUGGCCGCUGCGCCUCUCCCACCACUGGAUAACGCGACCACGUCACACCCUGAAAGACACGGACGUGUCAGUGAAAAUAACACACCCACAGAGACUCACCCCAACGACAACACUAAGGACAGCCUUGAAAGAGGGGCAAUGUCAGAUAGUGGUGGUGGAGGAAGAUUGGGCCCGUUGCACCCCAAGGACCCUAGUCUCUCUACGAAGUCCCAUUCAGACAGGCUCUCUGACACACAGACAGACGGAACAAGCCAAUAUUCGCAUUAUGUGUCACAAACUGAUAACAGCAGCCACACAGACAGACAAAGGAGUGCUGCUGGACCAGGCCAGGCUUUGCAUCAGAGAGUUGCAGGUGGACUGGUGGUCAUCAGUGGGACAGAAAAGGGCCAGCCUCUCCCAGAGAAAUUGGAAUAUAAACAAGAGACUGGAAUCGAGGAACUUGGCAGAGAACACCCAGCUAGAAACCUUCCCUCUAAAUCCUGCUCAACAGUGUCCCUACUUCCCCUCAGCCCAAAUAAAGAUACAGUCCCAGACCACAACGAAGACCGAGGGAUGGAGCAGUCUCAAACAACCCUGUCGACUCAGGCAAAUCAGGCCAGCCACAUACCUCUGUCUGAAGUCAAAGAGCAAGCAGGCAUUCUGCAAAAUUCUGAACAGCCUAUCCCCCCAGUGCUCAUCACUGACAACAGUAAGAAGAAACAAACAGACCUCUCCACAGAACCUAAAAUCACGCAGAACUCGAAUUACGGCCAAGAAGAGAUACAGGGAGCUAAUGCGGUGGAUCAGGGACCACAAGAAUCUGAGAGAUCUACAGAACCGUCUGAGAGUAGACAAGUCAAACUUGGGAGUUCACAAACGCUACUCCCAGACCCACCAACUGACAUAUCCGGGACCCCACAGUCAAGAGAAACAUACUCUGGUCUUGUCCCCUACACGCCCCCUGGCAGUGGUAAUUCCACCCCAGACUACACAACUGACAGACAGGAGAGUGAGAGCGAUAUCCAGACAAAUCCCCCUCUCCCAACAGAAGAACGGAUUGAGACUAACAGGGCAAAGGAGGCUGAAAUGGCGAAGCACUCACCCAACUUUACAAUCCAGUCACAAAGCUCUUUUCUACAGGAGACAACAGCAGCAACCCCUCCUAUCUACCACCUCCCCAGUACAGAAAUAGACUUAAUGCAGACAGAACAAUCUAUUGAAGUUCAGAUGUCUAAUCCUGACCACAAAACCAGGAUGGAGACUCCACUGGUCUCUGAGCUCGUGCUGUCAGCUGAUGCUCAAGGAGCUGUGUUUCAUGGAGGAGAGACCAGCCUGGAGUUGCCUGAGGAGGUGCAGGUGGAUCAGUGUGUCCUCCUGGAAGAACAUCUUGUCAGUGGUGAUACUGCUGUUAUUGAAUUAACCUCUGAAUAUUCUGACAGAGAACCAAAGUCGUUUAUUGAAGGGACCCAUUUGGAUAUCGAAAUGGACCCACUGGCUGCAGGAGAAUUUGAGAUUUAUAGCUUUGUGGAGGAAGAGAUUGCGAUAGAAGUUGUUGGAGAGAGACCAUCCCUCUCCCCAAACUACGAAGUAAACUUAUUCACCCCACUCAUGGAACACUCUGAGAAUUGUACAGCCAGUGAGGAACGAGAAAUAUGCCUGCUAUCUCACCCUCAAGCGAGUAAUGACAAUGAUCAAGUUAUCCAGCAUCGAAAUGACUUUACCCCUCGUCUUUCCACACAAGAUGUAGAGAUGACUGAUGAAGGGCAGAAUUUUGAGCCCGAAAACACAACUACUGAAAUUGACAAUACUGUGUUGGAAGAUUCAAGUGAGGUUUGUGUAGUCCAAACUGUCCCAGUAUCAGAUACUCCAGAUGGACAGACGGACACCUUUACACAAGCUGCAUUCCCUUGUCUGGAGACCAGCACAGCUGUCUCAGACAAUAGAGGGGUGAGCAUUUCCCCAGCCACUUGUCUGAGUGACACACAAACGCUGCCAGGGGAAACGGAAGUGAGAGCAAUGGCCAGUACAUCUUCUCUUGUCUCCCCAAUGGAUGAAUUAACAGAGGGGGUUGUUGUACAGUCAAACAGUCAACACAGUAUUGAGGUCCUCUCGUCCCCAAUUACCAUACACUUGCCAGAGGGUAGAAAGCAGAAUUGUCCUCUAAAAAAGGUACAUGUAGCCACCUUACAAAAUACUACAGAACCCAAGUCCUGUGUUUCUUCUCGUGAAGGGACCAAAUAUCCACAGCCCUGUCCAACACUGACAGAAACCCCAGUGGAGACCCAGCAGGAUGUUUAUCGUACCGUUAAUGUGACAGCAACCGAGGCCAACCCAGAGGCUUCCCGGUCCACACUCUCUUCUGGCAUCAUCGACCCAAAACUCCUCCUACUAAAGCGUGGGGACACCCCUCUCCUCAAACAUCCUCCCUCCUUAUUGUUGGGGGUAUCUAGGCAGCAGAGCAGCAGCCUGGUGCAGGCUAGCACUAGCAGCUUCAGCUGUGGCUCAGACACAGCACCUGUAUUAGAGUGCCUUCCAAAAGCUGUGUCAGUCGCUGUGCCUAUGCCUGUAAGCAGUCAUAGAGACCAGACAGAGUCCUCUGUCAAGAGAGAACCCACAGCAGCACCUCCUGCUAUUCCUGCUACAAACACCCCAACCCAGUCCCGUAUGACCCCUCCAUCUACUCCCACACCAUGCACAUCUGACAAAGAGGCCUUAACUCUAAUCAAAACAUCCACGGGCAAAGCAGUGACUGUGUCUCAAACCCUAAACCCUCCGAAUAUCAUCAAUGCGUCUUCCAAGCCCCUCUCUGCCCCCAAGUUGCCCUCAACAUCAGGCAAUGUGACGAGGAGUAAACUCUCCAGUGAUGGGAGCCAGUCCGGACCACCGCCUGUCAUCCGGCCAUGGCUAGCCGGUGUGAAGGGCCCAGGGCUCAGCCCCACGGAGGAGAGCAGUGAUGAGGAGGCUGACCUGGCAGUGGAGGCCCAGGCUAGCCGCAGGAGCAUGGUCAACCCCAGCCCAGCAGUGAGCAAGGUACGCCAGUGGAUAGCAGACAGGGUCACGCAAAGUUUGUCACCCGCCUCCUCAUCUACUUCAUACCCCUCUCCCGGCCGAUCAUCCUUCAUUGACUGGACUCCCAGCACUACUCCCCUCAUUCUCCGAGGUGCCCAGGGCAGGUUCCUCUCUCCGCCCUCUAUUGGCCCAGGAGGCUCCUCCCCAUCGGACCCUGUCACUCCCCAUCGACCCCGCAUGGAGCGUCACGCAGACAUGGCUGAACUAGCCAAACACGAGGCGGAGAUAGAGGGCAGGACCGUAGCGUUGAAGAGGGAAGGCUUUUGCUCUAUGAAGCGACUGACCCGCUUGACGGAGCCGGUUCGGCUCAAGGUUCACUGGGACUACCUGUGUGAGGAGAUGCAGUGGCUCUCGGCCGACUUUGCCCAGGAGAGGAGGUGGAAGAGAGGGGUCGCCAGGAAGGUGGUGCGGAUGGUGAUGCGACAUCACGAGGAGCUGCGGCAGAAGGAGGAGAAGGCCAAGAGGGACGAGCACGCCAAAAUCAGACGAGUCGCCUCCAACAUAGCCAAGGAGGUCCGGGCCUUCUGGAGCAGUGUUGAGAAGGUGGUGCAGUACAAGCAACAGUCCCGGUUAGAGGAGAAGAGGAAGAAGGCUCUGGACCUCCAGCUGGACUUCAUCGUGGGCCAGACCGAGAAAUACUCUGACCUCCUCAGUCAGGCACUGGAAACGGCACCGGCUGGGAACAGUGAACCUGCACCCUCACCACCCAAAAAAUCUCUUCCUCUUGUUGUGGAUGAAGAUGACCGAGACUUUGAGCCUCCGUGUGGUGGUGAGGAGGAGGAGGAUGAUGAGGAGACCAUCGAAGUGGAGGAGGAACAGGAUGGCAAUGACCCUGAGACCCAGAGGAGGGAGAUUGAGCUGCUAAGACAGGAGGGGACCAUGUCCCUGGCAGAGCUGCUCAGCACCCUCAAACGGCCCCUUUCACAGGGCUCGGAAGAAGAGUGCUCAGACAAUUCGUCCACAACAGUGGACGAAGACGCAGAGUUCACAGCCAACGAAGAGGAUGCUGAAGAUGAGGAGGACACCAUCGCAGCCCAAGAGGUGGUGGAGGGGGAAGCAGAUCACGCGGGCGAGCUGGAUGACUUGGCCAAAGAAGGUGACAUGACUGUGGAGGAGCUGCUGGAGAAGUACAAAGGAGCGUAUGCCUCUGAUUUCGAGGAGCCCUCGGCAUCCGCCUCUCCUGCCAGCUCCGAUGAGUCUGAAAAUUCUGUAGACGAGCAAGAGGAGAGCGAGGAAGACAAAAGUGACGUGGAAAGCAACAUCACCACCUCAGAUAAUGAGGACAGUGGUGAGGAAGAGGUAAUUGACAAUGAUGAAGAUGAGUGCGACGAGGGGAUGGAAAUCCUGCUGAAGGAGGGUGACCACAGUCCCCCUCUCCCAACCGGCCCGCGGCCCAAGAAGGAGAUCAGCCACAUUGCUGCUACUGCAGAGAGCCUGCAACCCAAAGGCUACACCCUAGCCACAACCAAGGUUAAGACUCCCAUUCCGUUCUUGCUUGUGGGCCAGCUGCGUGAGUACCAGCACAUCGGCCUGGACUGGCUGGUCACCAUGUACGAGAAGAAGCUCAACGGCAUCCUGGCUGACGAGAUGGGCCUGGGGAAGACCAUCCAGACGAUCGCCUUGCUAGCUCACCUCGCCUGUGAGAAGGGUAACUGGGGGCCCCAUCUUAUUAUCGUGCCAACCAGUGUGAUGCUGAAUUGGGAGAUGGAGCUGAAGCGCUGGUGUCCUGGAUUCAAAAUCCUCACUUAUUACGGCAGUCAGAAGGAGAGGAAACUCAAGAGACAGGGUUGGACCAAGCCCAACGCCUUCCAUGUGUGCAUCACCUCCUACAAGCUGGUGCUGCAGGACCACCAGGCCUUCCGUCGCAAGUCCUGGCGCUACCUCAUCCUGGAUGAGGCCCAGAACAUCAAGAACUUCAAGUCCCAGCGCUGGCAGAGCCUGCUCAAUUUCAACAGUCAGAGGCGCCUGCUCUUGACGGGAACCCCACUGCAGAACAGCCUGAUGGAGCUGUGGUCCCUGAUGCACUUCCUCAUGCCCCACGUCUUCCAGUCUCACCGGGAGUUUAAGGAGUGGUUCUCCAACCCACUCACCGGCAUGAUCGAGGGCAGCCAGGAGUACAAUGAGGGCCUGGUCAAGAGGUUACAUAAGGUGCUCAGGCCGUUUCUGUUGAGGAGACUCAAGGUGGAUGUGGAGAAGCAGAUGCCUAAAAAAUAUGAGCAUGUGGUGCGCUGCCGUCUGUCCAAGAGACAGCGCUUCCUCUACGAUGACUUCAUGGCACAGGCCUCCACCCGGGAAACGCUGGCCAGCGGUCACUUCAUGUCUGUGAUCAACAUCUUGAUGCAGCUCCGUAAAGUGUGUAACCACCCCAACCUGUUUGACCCGCGGCCCAUCCACUCCCCCUUCAUCACCAAGCCCAUCGUCUUCCACACGGCCUCCCUGGUUCAGAGAGCCCUGGAGAGCUCCCCAUUUAAGCGCGGUGACCUGUCUUUGUUUGACCUGGUGGGUCUAGAGGGCAGCGUGUCCAGGUACAAGGCCGACGUGUUUCUGCCCCGACGGAAGGUCAGCCGCCAGCUGAUCCAUGAGGUCAUGGAGUCCCCCGACCCUCCUCCCCGCCCCAAACCUGUCCGUAUGAAGGUCAACAGGAUGUUCCAGCCCUUACCUAAGGCUGAUGGUUGCACAGUGCUGGUGGUGAACAACCCUCGGCUCACCUGCCCGGUCACCCCUGCUGCUCAGGCCCCACGGCCCCGUCUCAUCCAGGAUGUGACCCCAACCCUCACCCCUUCACCUCUAGUCCAACAAGCGGUGUAUUCAGUGGCACCCACUGCCCCUUCACGCCCGCCUGUGCACCCCAGCGGCCCCUGUGCGUUGGGAACUGUCGUGAGGUCUGGCUCCCCAAUGCCAGUCUUGGCUGUGCGCUCGCCCACCGCCUCCUGCAACCCCGCCAGCCAUUCCACCCCUACUUCCAGCAACGUCAUGACUCAACGGGUUCUGCUCAGCCCUGACAUGCAGGCCCGACUUCCCUCUGGGGAGGUAGUGAGUAUUGCCCACCUGGCCUCGUUGGCUGGGCGUCCUGUGUCGUCGUGCCAGGGCAGUAAGCCUGUUACCUUCCAGCUGCAGGGCAACAAGCUCACCCUGUCUGGAACCCAGCUCCACCAGGUCCCUGUGGCCCCUCCACGCCCAGUACAAGGUAACUUCAUGCAUCUGGUGACCAGCGGAGGGCAGCACCACCUCAUCAGCCAGCCAGCCCAGGUAGCAGUGUUCAGUUCAGCCAACACCCAUGCUGCCACCCCCUCUCCCGCACCCUCGGAAAUCCAGCUGCCUCUCAACGCUUCUCAAGUGCCCUCCUCCGUGGUGACCAGCUCUGGGAUCGUGAAGAUCGUGGUACGCCAGUCAAGUAAGGAAGGAGGAGGUGUACCCACCCUGGCAGUGCCCCCUUCUCCACGCGUAGCCCCCCAGGCAUCACCCUCCAUACACCACCAUACCAAUACCAACAUUGCUCUGAGAUCCCCCCUUGCACAUUGCCACCCCGGACCCGCCACAGCUCAAUACACCCUGGCCCCCCCUAGAACCCCUACGUCGGUCACAAUUAGAACCUCUACCCCAGCCCCUCCUCGUAUCCCUGCCCCUCCUCGAAUCCCUAUCCCAGCCCCUCCUCGAACCCCUACUCCUGCCCCCCUUCAGAACCCUACCCCAGCCCCUUCUCGAAUCCCUAUCCCAGCCCCUCCUCAAACCCCUACUCCUGCCCCCCUUCAGAACCCUACCCCAGCCCCCAGUCAGCCUGAGCCCCCUUGCCCAGUGCUGAAAGUAGUAAAGGGGCCAGCAGAAACCAGCACAGAACAGAAAGCUCGUCUGAAUUCUUUGUCAACACCUGAGGAGAGCAGCGACACUAAAUCAGCCGUUCCUAAAUCAGGGUCCCAUGUUGGUGGAUUUGUCCCCCCUCGACCUCGGGCACAACCUCGCCCACAUCCUCGCUCCCCCUUCUACAUGUCAUGGCUGGCAGACAGCCGCAAGAAGCAGCGAGACAGCCGCCUGGCCCAAAUCAUCCGGAUCAAUGACCUGCACUGCAGCGCCAAGCCCGUGUACGGCCAUGAGGUGCUGGACUUCCUCACCUUCCUCCCGGGCUCCUGCCCUGCUCCGGCCCCCAGGGCCCUGGGUCAGUGGGGCCGCUCGGGCCACACCGCCUGCUUGUUCGCCCAGUCCCACAGCACCGUGGACUACUGGGACCAAAGCCGUGCCCUGAGGGAGGCCAUCCACACCACUGAGGACAGACUGCAGCUGCUCAAAGAUGUGAUAGAAAGGUUUACGUUUGUGAUCCCACCGGUGGAGGCUCCGACCAUCACCAUGCACAGCUGCCACCCCCCUCCAUCUCUGAGCCACAAGCAGGCCAUGUUCACCUCGCUGCUCUCCUCCCAGGUGGCCCCGCUCACACGAAGUCUGCACCGCAUCCAGUGCAACAUGAGGACCCACUUCCCUGACCUGAGGCUGAUCCAGUACGACUGCGGUAAGCUGCAGACGCUCCACACUCUGCUGCGACGGCUGAAGGAGGGCCAACACCGCGUGCUCAUCUUCACCCAGAUGACCCGCAUGCUGGACGUGCUGGAGCAGUUCCUUGGCUACCAUGGGCACAUCUACCUUCGCCUGGACGGCAGCACCCGUGUCGAGCAGAGACAGUCCUUGAUGGAUCGCUUCAACGCUGACCGCCGCAUCUUCUGCUUCAUCCUGUCCACGCGUAGCGGCGGCGUGGGGGUGAACCUCACAGGCGCCGACACGGUGGUGUUCUACGACAGUGACUGGAAUCCCACCAUGGACGCCCAGGCCCAGGACCGCUGCCACCGCAUCGGACAGACCCGCGACGUCCACAUCUACAGGCUGAUCAGUGAGCGCACGGUGGAGGAGAACAUCCUGAAGAAGGCCAACCAGAAGAGGAUGCUGGGAGACAUGGCGAUCGAAGGAGGCAACUUCACCACUGCUUUCUUCAGACAGCAAACCAUCAGGGAACUAUUUGAAGUGACGGAGGGGGAGAAGAAGGAGAUGAUCGUGGAGCUCUCUGUGCCCCAGCCUGAGGAAGAGGAGACUGUCAACAAACAGAGCACCACCAUCCUGGAGCAGGCCCUGUGUCGUGCCGAGGAUGAGGAGGACAUAGUGGCCGCCUCCCAAGCCAAAGCAGAGCAGGUAGCUGAACUGGCAGAGUUCAACGAGGCCAUCCCAUUGGACGAGGCUGGUGAAGGGAGGGACCCAGAAGAAGAGGAGCUCUCCAAGGCCGAGCAGGAGAUAGCGGCUCUUGUGGAGCAGCUAACUCCUAUAGAACGCUAUGCUAUGAACUUCCUAGAGGAUUCACUGGAGGAUGUGUGCAAGGAGGAAUUAAAGCAAGCCGAGGAGCAGGUGGAGGCUGCCAGGAAGGGGCUGGACCAGGCAAAGGAGGAGGGCCUGAAGCUGCAAGCAGGCUCCUCAGACAACGACGACGAGGACUUCUCAUCACAGCCAGUAGAGGAGCCCUCCACUCCCAGGUCGGGCCGCCGCCCACGCAAACACAAAGAGAAAGGCGCCCCCUCCACCAGGACCAGCGGCAGGCUCAGAGGGACCACGGCCUCCCCAGAGCCCGACACCCCAACCCCCACCCCCAGAGAAGUGCCUGAAAGACUCCGCUCUGCUCUGAGAGGACGAGGGGGGACCAAAGACACCACCACCCCGGCUCACACAGAGCACCCAAGAGUCCACACCACCUCAUCAAGGCUCCAGGAAUCUGCCAAACCUGCAGCGACAACCACGGCCUCUCCUCGAGACUCCAGUCUCAUAUCCGGGGCGGCAGCGCCACUUCUCCGGACCCAGUCCCACUCCAGUUCAGUGCCUUCCACUGCCACCAGUCCUCUAGCUGGGAAACCACUGACACAACCAAGGGAGUCGGACACUGAGUCACCCAGAAGGGAGCAGGGAGAGUGUGUCGUCUCGGAUUCCAUGUGUCCGGUGGACCACCAGUCAUACUCUGCCCAGGCCAGGGAUUAUGACAGCAGGGACCAGAAGUCCCUGUCUCCCCCCUUGGUGUGCUCUCUCUCCCGGUCGCCACGCAAGCGCCAGUCAGCCGACGGGGAGGUCCUGCUAGGCCUCCCGGAACAUUCUCCGUCGGCCAAGGUCCUGCGGAAGCUCCCUGGUCGCCUGGUGACAGUGGUGGAGGACAAGGAGCCCAGGAAGAGGAGGAGAGGCAGCGGAACGGGAGGAGGCUCAUCAGAGGAGACGGAGCACGCAGAGUCGGGCCGAGGCUCAGAUGUGCCAAGCGGAGACGCUACAUCCCAGGCCCCUGACAAAACCAACCAGUCCCCCAAAGAGAAAGAUGAAGGGACGGCCUCAAAAUACUCCUCAAAGAUCACCAACCUCCCAGAGGAUCUUUUAAGACACACCCAUCCUGCCAGAAACUACCCUCCUUAUUCCCCACCCCACCACUCCCCUGACAUGCCGGUGCUGAGGAACCUGCCGGUGCGGCGGCGGCUUGAGAGUGAGUCUCGCGUGGCGGCCCAGUUAGGAGAGCAGGGUCUGGGCCGAGGGAGAGGAGGGAACUACCACAGGAAAAUGGACACUCAGCCAGGAAAUGAAGGCACCGCGUCCUCGGGCACUAAUGUUGCUAACUCGACCCCGCCGUUGAAACGAAAGAGGGGCCGACCCCCCAAGACUCCCCUCAGGGUGGUGGAACCCCAGCCAGAGCAUCUAUCCCCUCCCCACCCUAACUUACCAAGUGAGGAGGGGAGCCCCCCCUUCUCCGCAAAACGCAAGAGAGGUCGUCCCCGCAAAAACUUUGGGUGCAAAAAUGCCGUGGGUGCAGGAAAGAUCUCAAACGCCCCCACUGCCAGCACCACCAGCCAAGCUAGUUCCCUGUCUGACACUGCUGCUGCAGACACAGAGCCUCUAGCCCAGUCUGCCCCCACUAAGCCUCAAACUGUGGCCACCUCUGCUGUCUGCACCAGCCAAGCCUCUCCGUCUACCAAAGCUGAGGACUCCACCGCAACAUUAAAAGCAGACACUAAGACUGAGUUCCCUACCACAACCCCAACUGCUAUCCUUGCGACAAGCCCAGCUCAAGUCCUUACCAUAACUGCUAUUCCUGCGCCAAGCCGAACUCAAGUUCCCACCUCAAUUCAAAUCUCUGUCUCCACCUCAAACUCAACCUCUGUUCCUGCCUCAAGCUCACCCACAGUUUCCACCCCAAGCUCACACACAGUAUCCACAUCGAGGAUGACCUUUGGUCAUGCCUCAAGGUCAACCUCUGGUCCCAUCCGAAUUCCAACCGCAGUCCUCACUUCAACACUGGCCCAAUUCCUCACUUCAAGACCUAGAGUCACCACUUCACCACCAGUCUCCACUUCUCCAUCAAUCUCCACAACAACUGCCACACAAAUCUUCACCCCUACCCCCAACAAGAUUUCCACUCCUCCCCUUGCCCAAAUCACUAUCCCUACUCCAGCUCUAGCCCAAAUCCCAAAAAUUGCCACAUCAGCCUCUACUCCAACCAGCACCCCCACACCAACAUUCACACAUGUGAAACCAACCCUUACUCCGGUCCCUACCACAGUUGUCACAACUAAUCUACCAACACUUAGUAAACCCACCACAACCUCAAUUGCAAAUCUAACCACAAUUUCCACACCAGCCCCACCCAGAAUUGUCACCACCGUUACACCAGCCCCAACCACAGACGCCGCAGCAGCAGCAGCUCCUGCCACAACCUCCAUACCAACUUCUACCAAAAUCACCACCACAACCCCCACACCAGGCCCUACGCCAACCAUCACGUCAACUGCUACACCAGACCCUACCACAACGGUCACAAAUGUCAAACCAACCCACACACCAGUCCCUACCAUGAUCAACACAACCUCUGUUCCAAUUCCCAACACUAUCCCCACAGCAGCCCCAACCAGAAUUGUCACCACCGUUACAGCAGCUCCUGCCACAACCUCCAUAACAACUUCUACCAAAAUCACCCCCACAUCAACUGCUACACCAGAUCCUACCACAACUGUCAAACCAACCCACACACCAGUCCCUACCACGAUCACCACAACCUCUGUUCCAAUUCUCAACACCAUCCCCACAGCAACCACAACUAGAACUGUCACCACUGUUACUGCAGCCACUACCACAACACCAAACCCCACCCCUUCCCAAGUACCCAUCACCACCAAAAUCCACACCCAGAUAUCCACUCCAAGUUCAACACAAGUACCCCCCCGAGCCCAAAUUCCUGUUACGUCCAGCAUCUCCACUGCUGUGGCUGUCACCGAGAACCAGGCUUUGGAGCCUGCUCCAGUGGUGACUGCCCAUAACAGAGACCCCGAGAAGAUAACAGACAUGGAGGUAGAAGAGGAUGGAGAAGAGGAGAUUAGUGACUCUCAUCCGAAAAAGAGGAAAGUGGAGAAUUCUGAAGCCAAAGACACUGUCCCAGAGGCCCCAGUGGCUCCUCGGACAGAAGAAACUGAUAAACAGAAGGUAGAGGAGAGCGUCGGCGAUGACAGAGCCACCAGCAAGAAGAGGCCUCUCAGUCGCCAGAGCAGUCAAGAGUCUGUGCGCUCCUCCUCUCCUUCCUCUGUGUGUUCCACAUCCACUCCCACACGGUCAGCCCAACACAAGAAGGGUGCAGAGAAGAGGGCACCUGCCAAGAAGAUGCGAGGGGAGGUUUCCUCUGACCCAGAGAAGGGGGAGGGAAGGGCAGAGAAAGAUUUCACCAAUGAUACUCAGAGGAAGCAGUCCAGGUCCUCCUCUUCAGACUCUGACACCUCUGAAACCAGGAAGGAGCGCCUCCUCACCCGCUCAGCCCAGAGCCGACAGGAGACCGAGGGGGAUGGAAGACCCACCAGGAGCUCUGAACGUGUGGGCAGGAAAGUGUCCAACAACACCGGUACUGAUGAGUCUGGCAGCCAGACAUCCUCUGUGAGAGUCACCCGGAAAUCUUCUGUUCCCCAGCCCACCCCAGAGAGAAAACCCCAGUCCAACAGUGUGCCCUCUAGCCAGCCAGAGGUCCUAGGGAAGAGGUGUUCAGCCCUGAACGCUGCAGCCAAACUCCUUGCCAUGCGAGGCAGGAUCGACACCCCUGGCAGCAGGAAAGACCCUGCGGCUAAGACCAGUGGGCAGAACGCCACUUCUCCUGCUUCAUCUGACAAGAACCAGAAGUCCAAAUCUAAAAGUGCACCUGCCACUCCGCCAACCAACUGCAACAACAAAGUAGGAAGCAGCAAGACAACCCCAACCCAGUCAAGCCGCACCGCUGCACGUUCCACCCGCCAGUGCCCUGGUCCCCUCGUCCCGGCCUUGGAGACGAACAGCAAGAGGGGGAGCAAAAAGGAGGAGAAGGAAAAGAAGAAGCCCUCUGAGGGAAAGGAGGAGGGUGAGCGGGAGACGCGCUUGUCCAGGGGCCACAGUGCAUGCAGCAGCAUGAGUAGCGAUGGUGGUGGAGGGAGCAGCAGGAGCCAGAGCAGCAGUAGCCUCAGCUCCCAGAGCACCGGGCCCAGGCGCAACCACUCACGAGCACCCUCCUCCGGCAGUGAACGUGAACGCAGCACCGAGAGGGGCAGGAGGCGCAGCCACAGGAAGGAAGGAGAGGGCCGUGGGAGGGAGACCCGGAAGGAAAGAAAGGAGAGGCACGCCCAGAAGCGGGAGAGGCUUUCCCAGGAAGGGAACGCCGGCUCGGGAGAGGGCACCCCGGACAGGGUGCUGCGCAGCGUGGCGGCUAUGGCAGCGGCUCAGGCCCGCACACCAGCCGCUAACACCCGCUCCUCCUCCGCCCAACACAACAAGACUUGAUGGGAGGACUAGAGAUGAGGAGUGAGGGAUUCUGACUGGAAGCAUAGAGGGGUAGGUUGUAACAGAGGAGAAAUGACCUCUAAAGUUGCUGCUUUGUCUACACUGACAGACCAGAGCAGAACAAUGAGUGUUGUGCAGGUCAGUGACCUCUCUCCCUCUUGGGCCCCUCUCCCCCCCAACCCACAUUAAAGCUGGUCUCCUCUCCAGUUCAGCCAUCAUCAACUGGGGGAAAGGCUCAGGGAUGCCAGACUGUGUGCAAAGAGAAAGGUGGCACCAUGGUAGUGCCAUUCCAGAGGUGAGGUGUUGCUAGUCCUGAAGGUGUCACUUCAUGCUGAGACAGUGACUUGACUGCGGGGACUUUGUUGCGAGUGAGUAAAUUGUUAGUUCACACUAUGUACUGUAAAACAUUUAAAAAGACUGGAAUACUAAGAGAUGUAUGUGUCCGAGAGAGAUUUAAAUUGUGCCCUAUGUACAGAGUUUAUUCGCUGCCAGGGUUAUUGAUUCAAAAUAAGCUUGUGAGUGACAGUUAUAUCGUAAGAUGAAGGUUUUAGACAGUUGGGUUCUGGACAUAUUGUCAACUGUUCUGUUUCCAGUCAGUUGAUAAGUGAUGGAUAUUUUAUGGUUUCUUCCAGGGAAAUGGGAAGAGAGCAGAUCUGUAAAUGUGAUCUUUGCUGCACUAUGCUGGAGUUGGUCUUUGCUUGGGCCUCCCUAUCUUGUGAUUUUCUGCCCACCUUUUUAAAUCCAGCCUGCAUUUUUUUAUUUGCACAUCAGACAUGUUGUCCUCAGCAUAAUUUGAGUGCAUCGUUGUGUAGUAUUUUUAUUACAUCAAUUUCAAUCAAAAUACUACUAUGUUCCUGGUACCUCACACAAUGCAUCUUUCAAGCUCUAAAUAUGUCUGUCUUUCUUGAGCUUCUGCAUCUUGAAGAUAGUACUUAUUUUGCUUACUGGCAAUGCAGAAACAGGAGCAGAACUUUGAUUUAAUUCUCCUCACCUUUCCAAAGUGAGUCAGACAUUAUGGUCAACGUCAUGAAGUUGAUCUAAAAGGGGAUUGAAUCCAUGUGAAUAAAAUGAGUGCCUGUUAGGCCGAGCAGGUGGACGGAGAUCCCAGUUUGCCUUGUCAAGUACCUGACGUUGGGGUGUCGUCAUUAGUACAAAAAAAUAUUUAAAAAAUCCACCUUCUGUAAAUCACAAGUAAAGCACCCUUAUGCAUCAGUGCUAUCAAAUUCUAUAUCAUUUUUUACUAUUGUUAUUUCUUCAUUGCACCUCUCAUGUAAGUACUUGGACAAAACAUGUGAAUAAAACACUGGUACAGUUCCAGGUGGCUCUAUAUAUUGUCAAUUUACUUUGAGGACUUGCAUUUGGAAAAGCUAUUUUUGGGCAGGGUGCUGUUUUGAGUGAAUGGGUGGGUGGAAUAUGGUAAUGGUCUUAUUUUGUUAUCUUGAUGUCUUUCAUUUGUUACAUUCCUCUGUUCCCUUGUAAUUCCACAUCGUUUUACUUGAAAGAUUAAUAGACAAUGAGUUGAAUAAAAAGACCAAAAAUGUA